This is a messenger RNA of Penaeus chinensis, 4058 nucleotides long. RefSeq lists its product as uncharacterized. The record is from RefSeq and is a predicted model, not a curated record. NCBI's taxonomy places the organism in Eukaryota, Metazoa, Arthropoda, Malacostraca, Decapoda, Penaeidae. Bases 524 to 3514 code for a protein of 996 amino acids. The transcript is spliced from 10 exons. Gene Ontology annotation, molecular function: protein binding.
GGCGCGGAACAGACGCGCUUGGAACGGCGCGGCGGAGCGAGAGCCAACGACGGCCCAACGCGUCUCUCUCUCUCCCUCUCUCUCUUUCUUACACGCAUACGUAUAGAGGCGAACGCACUAAAGGAACAAACGAUAUUCGUCUCUGUCGAAGCCCAGACAUGAAAUGAGGAGGCUGCGGCGACCUCUGACCUCGGUUUUAAGGUGGCUCUCACGCUCCCCGACCUAAGACGUUGAGGAGGCGCGCGCGGAAAAGGGACAAGGGAGGACGAGGUGUACUCCGGCGGCGCGUGUGGUGUCGCGUGAGGCUCGUGUCGGCCGCGGCGCCACCCACAAGGAUGAAGGCUUCACCCUGCGGCUGCCACGUCACGGCCUCGGGGACAGUGGCUGCGACCCUCGACACGGACGCGGCAAGCAUGCAUGUGGAUGCCUCGCAGUCGCUCUAAAGCCCGGGCAGCGGCCGCGGCGACCAGGGCGAGGCGGGAGGAGGCCGACCAGGGACCAGAACCGCACAGGAGGCAGCGCCAUGUUUACGUCGAGGAGCCAGUCGGAGAUGGCGUUGGUCGGGGUCAAGUCAGUGCUGUCCCCACGCCCCUUUUCGGCCCCAGACAGUGUGCCGACGGAAAGGGCGCGGGAGCCGUCGGGAGGGCCAGCCAGGGCGCCCCGCCGCGGCGCCUCGAGGCAGCACAAGAAGCGCAAGGGAAGCGGCUGCGAAGGCGAGAGCGAGGUGACCCUCAGCGACCGCUCGGACCGAAGCCAGGGGGCCGACGGACGCCCACGAGGGGACUCGGACGCCGACCAGGGGUGCCCGGCCGGGGGCGCGGACCACGACUUCCUUCUGGACCCCCUGCGGCACACGGAGGACGAGAGCUCGGUCGACACGGCGAUCGACCUGGCUGAGAACUUCGGCGAAGAGCGCAGCGGGGCGGCCCGCGAGGAGGAAGCCCCGGCCUCGACGAGCCUGAGGAGAUUAGUCAAUCAGAAUUCCAAGGACUCAGCUCUUGGGUCCUUCACCGAAGGAAUCACCAGAGCGGUCUCGGAGGAGCCACGGGCGGCGACGCCCUCACGCGACUCUCCCAGGGGCGCCGCGGAUUCUCCCAAGAGGUCCCCGGGGCCCUCAGAUUCCUCGGAGAGCGAAGCGAGCUACAGGCAUCGGACGCGCUGCGGCGCCGACGGGGAGUCGAGGUCUCCGCCCGGCCAAGACUUCCGACGGCGCGAGAGCCGAGAUUCUUCCGACGACGGAGAUCAUCCGGAAGUGCGCCGGAAGCCUCCGCUGCGGAAGACGAGGCGCGGCAGGGUCGGGCGGAAGGCGGCCGCGCCGCAGCAGCGACGGACCUCCUCCUUUCCCGCAGACAGGAGUGUCGCCCACGCCGGCGGUCUGUCGGCGACGGCGCCCGGUGCGCUUGCCCCUCCGGCCAUCGUCACGCCGGACGUCCUCGAGCGCCUCGAGGACCCGCCAACCGCCGUCUCUAGAACGGCGCAGAACCUUCAGGAGGUGAUCGACCUGCGGGUGAUGGAGGCCCAGAGGUCGGGCCAUCUCGACCUAGCCAACCUUGGCCUCCCCUUCUUCCCCUCCGCCGUCCUACUGACCGACGGCUCCAUGAUCCACCGGGUGAGCUUGCAGGACAACGGGCUCGUGGAGGUGCCAAGCGCAGCUCUGACGCACCUGUCUUACGUCACCUGGCUUGACCUACGAUAUAACUUCCUUCAGUGUCUCCCUAAUGAGGUGGCGUCCCUCACUCACCUGCAGGUUCUCCUGUUGCAGGACAAUCACCUCACAGCCCUGCCGCCUGCUCUAGGUACGCUGACGGAGCUGACGACGCUUCAGGUGAGCGAUAACCCCCUCGCGUUCCCCCCCGCGGAGGUCAUCCGGGGCGGUACGCGAGCCAUCCUGGGCUUCCUCAAGAGCAGAUGUCCGACGAAGGAGACCAAAGCAGGGAGUCUUCCAGCCCCUAGAGGACGAGGCGGCGAGGGCAGCCCCUUCGCGGAGGAGGCGACCGAAGGCGCAGGAACCCGGAGCGAAGAGCCAGGAAGCGGCGAGGACGAAGGCUCGGGCGGACAUCCUAAGCAUCUGCGCGAGGAGUCCAGCGGCGAGUCGGGCUCGUGGAGCGACGCCAGCGGGCAAGAGUGCGAGGGGUUCCCUUCCUCGCAGCAAAGCAAAAUGGCCGCCGACGCCUGCAGCUUGCCGUCCAUACCCUCAGUCGGUCAGCCUCCGCACACCGAGGCCGCGGGGGGCUUCCGCAUCGACAUUAAGAACAGCGACUCCCUCGAGGAACAGGAGAUGCAGCUGCACCUUCAGGUUCCUCCCCAAGAUAGCGGCAGAGACACGCUCGGCCGCCCCCCGAGCCCCACCUCCGCCUGCCUCCUCACGCCCAACAACGAAUUCCCGAGCCGCCCCGAGUACGACCUUCCGCUCGACGGGCAGUGCCACCCGCCCCACCUCGAGGGGGAGUGCCAUGACCACGACGACGAGGACAGCCUCGGGUGGCGGUGCGAGUGCUUCCGGUCUAUCUCGCCCGUGACCAGGGACAGGAUGCGGGUCGUGAGCUACUCCAAGCCCAAGAGCAGACUCGCGAAGAACACAAGCUCAGACCAGGAGCCGCCGGCGGAGGGCGGGGGCGGCGCAGAACCCCAAGAACACGAGAACCUCUUCCCGACCGGAGCCACGAUAGCGCAGCGAAGAAGUCUUCAUCUCCGUCUGCAGGGGGACUGGCAGACCAUGGUAGAGGACGACCUGGAGAGCCUCGAGGGCGACAUCGGGGAGGGCUACAGGCGGCCGCUUAGCGACUCGGACGAAGACGAAAAAGAUAAGCGAAAGGGAUCUUCAGAAACGGUGCUCACUCUCCCGGUGGUGAGCCUCUACCUGCCCGGACCCGACGAAUACCGCGGAGUACUGGCGCGGCGCUACCGCAGGUCGGCGCGUCGGCAGGGCGAGGCGGCGCGGAGGGCGAGAGCUACGAUGCUCGCCAGGAAAGGAAACCGGGACCUGCAUAAACCAAGCAGGCUGGUGACGGUGACGGAGGUGCACAAGAGGGCGCGGGAAGAGAGGCGGCGCCAGAGGGAGAGGCUGGCGGCGCUGAGGGAGAUGACGGCUCUGCAGAGGCUCAAAAGCGCUGACGGACUCGAGGCGUGGAGAGACGAGGCAAGGCAGAUGCAGCAGCAACACACUCUCCAUCCUGAUUCGUUCCUCCCCGCGGUGUGCACGGCGCCUUUUGCAGUGGACGGCACCAUGUUGACUCCGCGGGCGCGCUCCAAGAUCAGAGCGCGCGGAGACCAGCGUUCGUCCGCCAGCCCCACGGUCAGCGACGUGUCGGGCGUGUGCGCGGGCGUGCGUUCGUGCCUGGAUCAGCUGGCCAAGAGCAAGGCCCCGGGAGGCGGCGGGGGAGGAGGCGCGGGCGGCGGGGCGGGGGGAGGCGAGGAGGCAGGGGGCACCCUAGUCAACACCGUCUCCAUCGUGCACCAACUGAGCCAUCUGCGUCGCCAGCUGAACCGUCUUCGUGUCAACUGCGUCAUCUAGCGUCUUUCUGGUGUCAAGACGGCGCGGUGUCGCGUGUCAGAUAUUCUUAAAGAGUGAAAUAAAGUGGGAAUGCUUUCUGUGGGACUGUUGGAAGUGCCUCGCUUGCCUUUUUUGAACGAUUUUGUCUGCGCGAAUCCUGUGUAAACAUGCAAAAUUAAGAAAUCCACAAGAAAUUCAAACAGACCAUGAAAAAAAAUAUUUAUUUGUGGAGUCAUCUAUAUAAGAUCUCGGUUGUGCCAAAAAUAUGCAUCACGAGUGAAAAUGAGACCAAAUUAUAGGCCAUUUGCAUCCCAGGAAUUAGUUGGAUUAACGAGACACACAAAUAAUAGAGAAAAGGCUGAAAUAAAUUCAAACAUUCUAAUUCCUCAAAAACUUGUAUCUAUAAAGACCAGAGUGAAUGCCAAUUAAAAGGUCAUUACCAAUAAAAAUAAAAACAUUUUAGACGAACCAAAACUGACAAACCCUCGGCCAAGAUUGCUAGAUCCCCCUUCCUCUCUCUCUCUCUCUCUCUCUCUCUCUCUCUCUCUCUCUCUCUCUCUCUCUC